Molecule: messenger RNA, 1168 nt
Organism: Frankliniella occidentalis (western flower thrips)
Lineage: Eukaryota; Metazoa; Arthropoda; Insecta; Thysanoptera; Thripidae
Gene: DNApol-gamma35
Product: DNA polymerase subunit gamma-2, mitochondrial
Exons: 6
Coding region: 1-1122 (373 amino acids)
Biological process (GO): mitochondrial DNA replication
Cellular component (GO): mitochondrion; cytoplasm
Source: RefSeq, a predicted model, not a curated record
AUGUCUCUGAAAAAAAUUUUACAUCUGUGUGAAAAACAUGGAUUUGUGAAACCCCUUUGGCAUGGCUCAGAGGUAACAAGGCUGAAUUUUGGCCCUGUUGGUGAAUUCCUUGUUAAUAAUGUAAGGCAAGAAUGGCACUACAGUAGUGUCGUCAAUCGUGAUGAAAAUUUUUAUCCAGUUCAGUCACGUCUUAACCGAUCAGAUGGUCUUACAAAUGAUUUUGAUGGGAUACAUGAAACUUAUGACCACAUUAAGAGUCUGUGUAAUGGUACUCUACCAUUUGGAAUUGCACAGACCAUUGCAGAUGAUAACUUAAUGCUCAAAAACAGACUCCAAGCUGAACAACCUCAUCAAGUGUUCAAACCAGACCAUCAAACUUUUUUACGAUCCCUCUUAUUUGUAUCUCCUAAUGAUGGAAGACAAGCAUUUUACACCUGGCAACAGAAACGCAAAAUGUGGUGGAGAAAGUUUUCAUCUCACCCAGGGCGCUUUUCCCUUUCCGAUAUAAAGGAGUCUGGAAUGAAUGAUAAAAUUAAUGACAGUAGUGACUUGAUGGUUAAUAUUCUAGCUGAGUUUGACUGGGGCUCUACAACCAUAGAGACUAUUCGCCUUUUACCCUUAAAUUUAGGGGAUCUGUCCGAUAAACAAAUCGAAAUUUUAAAAGCCAAAGAUGGGCGAAAACAAGUGUUACCUUUCUUGGUGGAAUGCAUUUUGUCUUUGGAAAUUGCAUCACUAGUAUUUUUGUGUGAUGCUUUUUUAGAGAAUUCAAGAAGACAGUUGCUGAGAUUACAUCGGCGCCUUUCUCCUAUAAAAGCUGGUUUUGUGAUUAGUCUUACAGAUUCAACUGUGGCUGAUAGGCUUUUGGAUGUAGCAAGACAUUUGUCUCGAUCAUUGCGUCAGAAUGGCUUAACUACUCUACUAUUGUCUGAUAUUGCCAAAAAGUCUCAUGACUCUCAACUUGCAAGAAAUGAUGAAAUGGGUAUUCCUUUUACAAUUGUACUCACUGAUUCAACACUGAAUGAUGGCAUUAUUUGGAUGUAUAGUCGUGAGACAACCUUAAAGGAGCAGGUGCACAUUAGCAAAGUUCCAGAAUACAUGACAUUACUUGUGAAAAACUACUGAUGGUCAUUGUGUAAAAAUGAAAAUAAAUAGUCUUAAUAAAUAUUUA